CACAGCUAGCACGCUUUCACUUCGUACAUGUGCCAAGUCUCCGAAGGAUCGCCCCAUGCAUUACAGACAUGGUACCGCACAGCCUCAUUCGUGUCCCUAACCAGCGCACUUGUUUCCCUAACCAGCAUGUCUUGACGUCGCCACAGCCCUCUUUAGCCCAACUUCAAAGAGGCAUUGUGUAGACAACAGUUCAACACAGAAUCUUUUCCUACCUGCGAAGUCUACAGGAUGAAGAAGCGGUCUCGUGCUUGUGAAGAAUGUCAUCGGUUAAAAAUCAAAUGCGAUUUAAGCACCUCCCCUGCAGGAACGGCAUGCGAGCGGUGCAGCCGCAACAACCUGGAAUGCGUGCCGUCGACGCCACGUCUGCAACGGGAUCGCAUCAGUGAACUUGAAGCCCAGGUCGAAGAACUUAAGAGGACGCUGCGGGAACAGAGCAACAGCAGCACGCCAAGCCAGUCACCCGCGAGCCAACUGGAAGACCACAAUGCAUACAUUCUAUCCUUUUUGGACGUUCGCAUUCCGCUAGGAAGACAACAAGAUUUGCUCCAUCUCUUCCCACAGCAGGCAGGGGCAGUGUGGCCGGUGAUUCGCGUUAUUACGGACCUAAACUACAUACGCGAGAGAUCACCGAUUCUGCUGCUCUCGAUACUGGUGUAUACUGUCACUCACAAUGUUCAAGGGACCCAGCUCGAGGUGCACGAUGAGCUCGUGCGACACACCGUACACAUUCUUGGUGAGGAAGUCAUUGGCAGAGGGCAGAGAUCCCUUGAGCUCGUCCAGGCGUUACUGGUCGCUGCAUUCUGGAACAAAUCGACUCGGAAAGGGGAACAGGGAAGCUGCUAUCAGCUCAUACAAUUGGCUACCGAUAUGGCAAUCGAUAUCGCACGUCGUACCUGGCUAGCCUGUUUUGUAGCCCUUGCAUCAUCUGCCUCCAGUUUGCGCCGGCCCAUUACGGUUCCGUGGAAUGCCCAUCAUGAAGAGUGCGUCUCAGCCCUGGAGAGCAUAGGAGAACCGUCUGACAUCUUUCUUUGCCAGCUCGUCCGCAUCCAGCAGUUGAUCCAAGAUAUCCACGAUCAGCUUUUCCUUUCCCAAAUAGCUGCCUUUGUAGACAGCAGCGAAUUCGCGACUUACGCCGCAAUGAGCACUCUGAAGAACAGAGUAGAUGCAUGGGCAGCCCAGAUCCCACCCGGCCUCGCAUCUUCACAGACGCUCAAAGUAUGGUACCAUGUAGCCAUGAUCUUCGUAUUCGAGCCUGUACUCCACACGCCUACGAAUAAGGCCGCAUUUGUCGCACCGUUCAUUCCAGGACGUAUUCCCAUCAACGACUUCCCAAAACCCACCAACAUCACAAUCCCUCUGAAGUUGGCGCUCGAAGGCCUCGUAAGCAAUUGUCAUGGUGUGAUUGACACCGUCACAGAAAUGGAUCCCUCGGUGCUGGUCAACAUCUCAACGUUCUCAUUCACACCCUUGGUGCUGUAUUCGCUCUACGUGCUGGUCACGGUCAUGGUAUCAGCCAAUGAUCCAGCCAAUACGUACGGACAAUAUGUUGCGAGGGAGAGCUUCCGUAUCGAGGCGUGUGGCUUGAAGCUCCGGCAUUUGUCAGCUUCGAUGAAAGCCUUGGAUCCUACGUUCAGUUGCUAUACGACCCGUAUGAUGGACGCGACAAAUUGGCUCGAGCAGUGGUACAACGACUACACUGCCAUUCUUCGGCGGUAUGAAGCAAACCUUGCGAGUUAG
This is a messenger RNA of Paraphaeosphaeria sporulosa, 1737 nucleotides long. RefSeq lists its product as uncharacterized. Gene Ontology annotation, cellular component: nucleus. Bases 229 to 1737 code for a protein of 502 amino acids. Lineage: Eukaryota; Fungi; Ascomycota; Dothideomycetes; Pleosporales; Didymosphaeriaceae. Gene Ontology annotation, molecular function: zinc ion binding; DNA-binding transcription factor activity, RNA polymerase II-specific; transcription cis-regulatory region binding. Gene Ontology annotation, biological process: regulation of DNA-templated transcription. The transcript has 2 exons. The record is from RefSeq and is a predicted model, not a curated record.